CAAGCAAACAGAAAGUCACCGGGAGUGAGUGAGUGAGUGAGUGAGUGAGUGUGCGCGCUCCCCGUCUCCAAAAACAUUUACGCAUCGCAGCAGUGUUCCGCCUGCCUCUCACUCCUCACCGUCAUCUUACCACAAACAGCAGCCGGCUCUCUCCACUCCGAAGGACCGGGAGGACGAGUUCGUGCGGAGAAGCGUCUGUCCCAAACCACCGUGCUUUGCAUGCGGUGAGCAAUUAAAGCGGGGGAGGAAGAGGAGGAGGACGGAAGUUUAUCCCCCCCCCUCCUGUCUCUCUGGUGGAGAGCGCAGGGCGCACCGGGACUGAAUGGUUGAGCCCAGCCCUCCAGCACUUCACAUUCACUCCAGUGGGGAUGUCAACAUGGCAGGCGUUGGUGUCAAAGUAGAACGUGAAGACUCUGGGGGAGGGGCUGCAAUGGAUACCAGCGGCGAACUUCGUAAAACGUCUCCUUCGCGUGAUUGGUCAGGAACUCAGCCCCUCGAGGCUCGCCAGUUGACCCCACCACUGUCUCGCUCCCCUUCAGAGGGAUCUCCAGGGAAGGACCUGCCUCACAGACAGAGCCCCAUGGGACUGAAGGAACCUAGGAUGCAUGAUCGAUCAGAGGGACAAUCCAACUUGAAAGAAGUGAUGCCUACCAUUGAGAAGCUGCUGAAUGCUGACUGGAAGGACAAACUCCUGGAUAAAAGCACAGUGGGGUCAGGACAGCUGAAAGGUACCCCCGAAUCUCUGGCAGAGAAGGAGCUCCAGCUGUUGAUGAUGAUCAACCAGCUGAGUGGUCUGAGGGAGCAGCUCCUGGGAGCCCACUCUGAGCAGAGAAACAUGGCCGCCCUGUUGCUGGAGAAACAGCAGCAGCAGAUGGAGCUGGCUCGGCAACAGCAAGAACAGAUCGCCAAGCAGCAGCAGCAGCUCAUCCAGCAGCAGCACAAGAUCAACCUGCUUCAGCAGCAGAUCCAGCAGGUGAACAUGCCCUACGUGAUGAUUCCAGCUUUCCACCCCACCACCCAACCCCUCCAGGUCAACUCUGACCCCCAGAUGACCUUGCCACUGCAACCGAUCCCCUGCAAGCCGACUAUGGACUACUCCAUGCAGCUACUGUCAAACACUCACCCCACCCCCGUGAAGAGAAGCAGUGGUUCCCUCCGACAGGAAGCAAGUCAGCCCUUGAACCUGACCUCCAAGCCCAAGGGUCUGGAGCUGGGGAAGACACCCAGUCCACAGAGCCUGGAGCUGGGAUCACUGGCGCUGCAGGGGGCAUACAGACCCAGAGAUCUCCAGAGAGAGAUCUCCCACAGUCCACCACGAUCUGCGCUCAGUUUCCUGGGAGACGGCGACGUGGUCACCCAGGCUAUCCACGAUGCCCAGCAGCUCCUGAGGAGCCACGGCAGUGCGGGGCGGGAGAGGGACCGGGAGAGAGAAGUUGGUGGAAAGCCGGAUUUUAAGGUUUCUCCUCGCAAUGAGAGGAUGUCUCAGAGUGAGAGAGGUGAGAACAGACAUGGCCUGCCGUCCACUGAGGACCACCUCAGCAGUGAUUCUGAGGGUACCCUGAACGUUUCGGUCCCAGGCGGCUACGCUGAGGCACGGCCGCCUCCCUCUUCAGGCCACAUAAAGAGACCCAUGAAUGCCUUUAUGGUGUGGGCCAAGGACGAGCGCAGGAGGAUCCUGCAAGCUUUCCCUGACAUGCACAACUCCUCCAUCAGCAAGAUCCUGGGCUCGCGGUGGAAAGCCAUGUCUAACCAGGAGAAGCAGCCUUACUACGAAGAGCAGGCGAGGCUGAGCAGGCAGCAUCUGGAGCGCUACCCCGAUUACAAAUACAAACCCCGACCCAAACGGACCUGCAUAGUGGAGGGACGGCGGCUGCGGGUGGGCGAGUACAAGGCCAUGAUGAAGAGCCGCCGGCAGGAACAGAGAGGGACCUACGGGCACAGUCAAACGGAGCCACAGCAGAUCCAUUACCCCCACAGCGAUGGCCAGUACCCGGGGGGUAGCAGCUCGGUCUCUGUCGCUACCAUGCCUUUUCACCCCGCGCUACUGGAGCAUUACCUGCCGCAAGUCCCGCCCAUCCCUCGCAGAGCUGAGGGACAGACCACACCCACCUCUCUGCCUAGGGAGAGAGAGCGGGAACGCAAGAGGGAGCGACCGCCAUACAGCGAAGGAGAGGAAAGUGAUGGGGGAGAGAGGAGUGAGGGGGAACUGGUGCUCCUAACGGACUAAAGAAAGGCAACUGGUAGAGGAGCCAGGAAAAGGAAAAUUAAAGAUGAGGGAUAGGAUGAGAGGGGAGGGUAGCUGAGGUGGGCGGGUUGCUCUUUGAUGAAUGGCAGUCAGAGAGGAGGAAUGGAGGAUGAACUAAAGAAAUGGUGAGGGAGUGUGUGAAUGUAAAAAAGUAAAUGUCAUACUCACCCCGUUGUAAAUUAGCCUAUUCUCCAGUAAAACCUCGCCUACACAAACGCAUAAAGGCAAGCUUUUAUCAUUUCCUGUUACACGUAUCAUGUCAUCACAUGCUUUGUGUCAAAACUUUGGAGUUAUAUUUAUGAAGGUUUAUCAUUUAAUCCCUUCUGCUUCUUGUUUUCUCCCCAUGUUGACUUAUGGCAAACAAAAUGCCCCCACAGGGACUGGAAUUAAAGCAGAUUGAUUAAAAGUUCAGCAGAGUACCUGUUUCCUCCUGUCAGACAGCUGAGGAUCAGCCACUCUGGGGUUCAGUAUGUCAGCUUUGCCACCUGCUGGAGAAGAGUGGUUAUUACUACUGUUGCCACACAUCCUAUUUAAGCUACACCACAAAUCAAACUGGAGGGAUAAAAUAAUUUGGUGAUUAAAGGUACAUUUCAGCAGUUUUAGUACUGUGUGCUUUACGAGAUUAAAAAAUAAUGCUCAUAUUCAGUAACAGUUGCCUCGGGCCAUAGGAUGGUUCAAGACGGAAACAAAUAUAUCCUAUAUGCACACUGUCACUUAAAUGUGUGUGCGUUUGUAACUCAGGCUUUAUGUUAGAAAUGUUCAGUCUUUAAGCUCAUUACUGCACACAAAUGCGAUGCACUAAAAGUAAAGGAUAAACAGCCUGCAGGAGGCUGAAACAGCAGGUAGGGCAGCAGCAGUAUUAACAUGUCAGGGGGAGAGAUUCAGUCAUCUGGCCAGCAGACGCUGCUGCUACCUUCCCUGAGUCUGUGCAGUGAGCGUUGAGAGUGCUUAACUCUCUCUGACUUUGCUUAGUCUAGCUAACGACAAAAAGCACAGAUUGCGUUUGGCACACUCUUAUUCUGCAUUUGCACCAGUUGGAAAGUUAGCAUGAAAGGUUUAUCUCAACAAUCCUUCUCCCCAAAUUUGCAUGAUCCAUGUUCGAUCUGAGCUAUCAGCCUUUCUACACAUCCAAUUGGCAGUUGUUGCAGAUCUGCAAGUCACUUUGCAACUCACCUUUCCACAGGAUUCUCCUUAUAUACUGAAUCUGAACUAAUCCAUUGUCAUAUCUGCCGCUCUGUUGUGCACAGGGCCCUCCCAUCUCUGGCUUUCUAUGUAUGGAGUGGAAGGGCGUCCCAGAAUAGUGACAUGCCAUAUAUAAAUAUAUAUACGACAAUCUUUUAUGUGUAUAGAUUUAUAUAGCACCAGCCAAAAGCAAAGCUAGCUUUGAGCUGAUAAAGCAGGACUUCAUUCAGUGUAGUUCAGGACGUGCUUUUUUCAAAAGUCUUUUUCUGGUCAGACAGGCCUUGUUGCCCAAAAGUAACGUACAAUUAAUCAACACUGCAACCUCACCAUCAUCCUCCCACAUCUCACUGUUAGUUUGAGCCAUGCUGCUGUCAUCGUGUGUCCAUCAGUGCCCUCUCCACAGCAUGGUGGGUUAACUUCAGCCUAUCCUAUUUUUUUUAUACCUCUGUUUGCUUCUUUGCAUGUUUACUGGAUGUCGUGUUGAACACCUCGUAUCUGUGUAUCCAAAUGUCUGCUGUGUUUUUCUUCUGAGAUGCAGCCUCUCGCAGCAUUAUUAUUAU
Messenger RNA from Pundamilia nyererei, 3987 nucleotides. RefSeq names its product SRY-box transcription factor 13 (gene sox13). Gene Ontology annotation, molecular function: RNA polymerase II cis-regulatory region sequence-specific DNA binding; DNA-binding transcription factor activity, RNA polymerase II-specific. Lineage: Eukaryota; Metazoa; Chordata; Actinopteri; Cichliformes; Cichlidae. Gene Ontology annotation, biological process: regulation of transcription by RNA polymerase II; cell fate commitment. Gene Ontology annotation, cellular component: nucleus. Bases 323 to 2227 code for a protein of 634 amino acids. The record is from RefSeq and is a predicted model, not a curated record. The transcript is spliced from 14 exons.